Molecule: messenger RNA, 1140 nt
Organism: Prunus armeniaca (apricot)
Lineage: Eukaryota; Viridiplantae; Streptophyta; Magnoliopsida; Rosales; Rosaceae
Source: the annotation of a GenBank genome assembly
AUGCGCGGUGCUCGGGGUGUUCUGCCCGAGCCUCCUGCCCACACGCUCGAAAACCAUGACAUGCUUCGUGAGACAGCUCGUGUCCGGCCUAGUUCUGCUGAGCGUCAAAGAGAUGUAGACAUUCCUCCUCGAAGUUCGAGUCGUCUGCAUCGGUCGAAAGAUGGAGAUCGAAGUGGGAGGUCUGCUUAUGAUCCAGCUGUUGAACCGUGGGCAGUCAAGCGUGGAGUUGAUUCAGUAUCAUUGACUCCUUUGGAGAUGAAGUUGGCGGAGGCUAAGAAGAUGAGAGAGUCAUCUGCUCGGGCUAAGGGUUCUUCUUCAGCGACGGCGGUUGGUCCCAAGGUGGAUAAGUCUAACCCUGCGGGGGAUGCAUGCGUGUCUGAUCUGCUCAAGACGAACUUCCUAUCGAACCCGUCCUCAUGUGCUGAGCUGGUUGAUCACAUUCGUCAGGCAGGCGAUCUUGGCACUUUCUCGAGCCUUUCCUUGGAAAAACAAAGGGAAGCGUCAUUCCAUCUGAUUCAAAAAGGAUUGGUUUUUGCUGCAGAGACCAUUUGGAACUCAUCUGCUGUUGCCCCCUCUUCUGCUCAGCUUAGCGAGCUGGAGAAGAAGAAUGCUGAAUUGGCCAGCCAUCUUGCUGCCGAGCAGGCCCGUUAUGAGAAGAAGACGCAUGAUUUGAGGGCAAUGAUUUCUGAGCUGAAAAGCUCCCUUACCGAGAAGGAUUCUGAGCUCAACUCUCUUGCCACUGAUUUGGUUAGUCGCAAAGAUGCCUUCUUUAGUCUUGAGCGUAAGAAUGCUAACAUCUCCCUUAGCUAUGACAAGCUCCUGGCUAGAUUUCACGCAUACCACAAGUCCGCAGAAAAAUCCAAGUCUGAAGCCAUCAUAGACGCGUACAAGUUGGGCUACCUGCACUGUGCGGAUGAGGUUACUCCCUUGUAUGCGAUUGACGAUGUAGACAUCGAGACACUCUGCCCUGAUUCACCCCGUGCAGAAGGAGGAACCGAAGAGCAAGAAGUUGGAGAGGAUGGAGGGGAGGUGGACACAGUAGAUGAGAUGAUGGCAGAUGAGGCUGCUGAAGGCAUAGCUGAUCAGGUGGAUGCCGAAGAGGCUGCGACUCAGAGGUCUCCUGCCGGCGCCUCAGAGUAG